UGUGAAAGGAGCUCUCCCCUCCCGCGCUUUCGGGGAAGUGGGGAGGCCGGGCCGGGAGCAGCCGGCAGGGACUUUGCAAACUCUGCAAACGUCCCUCGCAGAUCUCGGAGGCUCGCGGCUGCGGGAGGGCUCCCGCAGACCCACAGAUCCCGUGUGCAUUCUCCCAGACCUCCUCUAAAAACUCCACCCGCAGAGCAUCCCCGCGCGCGUCGCACGCCCGGGAGGUGUCGCGGGGCCGCUUGGCCGCUGGGAAUCUGUAGGCUUUCGGUCCGGGAAACCCGCGUCCAGGGAAGCCAGGCGAGCCACGGCUCCAGAGGCGUCCCGGGCGCCGCGGGAUGAGCUGGUGAGCCGGCUGAGCGCGCCGAGGAGCGGGUCCAGCCACCACGGGGGACAUGGUUCUCGACUCAACCUCCAUCACUCUGGUGGAGUGAAAAUCACACAGGCCCCGGGAAACAUUCACAUCCUGCCUGCCACUGACCCGCCGUGUGACCUCCAACAAGGCACUUCUCAGAAUCUCAUUUCUCCAACUGUAAAGUCACCGCCUUACUUAGGACAUAUCUUGGGAGGUUUUGAGAGCGCCUGGUACGUGGUCUGGGCUUGGCGUUUGGGCUCUGGAGACAGCUGCGUGGCAAGAGGCGGAUGGUGGUGGCAUUUUGCCUCUUAAUGACUCUGUCUGUGGUGGCUGUCACCCAUUUCCCUGCACAGCAUCCAGACACCACGGAGCCCCAGCGGGUAACCGGCACCCCUGCCCCUCACAGCCCACAGGCUCUGAGCUCCCGCCGGAGGCAGCUGGCAAGAAAGCUGCGGUUCUGGAGAGGCUGGGCCCUGCCCAGGAAUUCCAGCCUGGUGUGUGCUGAGGAGCAAGGCCCCAGAGGAAGAGUGGACAGCAGCAGGCAGUCCCCGGGAGUGGACAGCAGGAGCCCAGGGAGGGUCAGGAGGGACAUUACUUUGGGAUCUCUAGGAGAGUCGAGACUCGGUACCCAGCGUCUUGUGCUCCUGAGCAAGGAUGAGGUCAAGGGUCCAGGAGACAAACGCCUAGGCCCCGCCUGGCAUGAUGGGCUCACCCGGGAGGCACAGAGUGAGACGGGCAUCCUGGUUGGCCCCCUCGCAGGGCAGUGGAGAGCUACUGCUGGACCAUCCCCCCAAACCCACCCAGUGGAAGUGCCAGGAGCUGGGAACAGAGCCUUGACUGGUGCGCGACAAGCAGGGGGUCCCACCCCGGGCACGGAGACUCGGCGGUGGCCUGGCUCUGUUGGGGAGCUGCAAGGAUCCAUCUGGUGUGCCUCUGAGACACCUGCGCGGCCGACUGGCUUGAGGACUGGCGGACAGGUGCCCCCAUGGCUCACAGAGCACGAUGUGCAGGCCCUCCGGCUCUUGGCCCAGGGGGAGGUGGUGGGCAAAGCCAGGGUCCCCGGCCACGGGCAGGUGCUACAGGUCGGCUUCUCCACCGAGCGUACCCUUCAGGACCUGUCUCCUGGACUCAGCCAACUCUGCUCCCAGGGGCUCUGUGGCCUGAUCAAGAGGCCUGGGGACCUGUCCGAGGUCUUGUCCUUUCACGUGGACCGAGUGCUGGGGCUGCACCGGAGCCUGCCUGCUGUGGCCCGGCGCUUCCACAGCCCCCUGCUGCCCUACCGCUACACGGACGGUGGCGCGAGGCCUGUCAUCUGGUGGGCGCCCGACGUUCAGCACCUGGGUGACCCAGACGACGACCAGAACUCGCUGGCCUUGGGCUGGCUGCAGUACCAGGCCUUGCUGGCACGAGGCUGUAGCCGGCCAGGCCAGGCCCAAUGCCUGGGCAUCCACCACGCCGAGUGGGCACGCCUGGCACUCUUCGACUUCCUGCUGCAGGUCCAUGACCGCCUGGAUCGCUACUGCUGUGGCUUUGAGCCGGAGCCCUCAGAGCCCUGUGUGGAAGAGGGGCUCCGGGAGAAGUGCGGGAACCCCGGAGAGCUGCGGUUGGUCCACAUCCUGGUCCGGAGCAGUGAUCCCUCUCACCUGGUCUACAUCGAUAAUGCUGGCAACCUUCAGCACCCUGAGGACAGGCUGAACUUUCGGCUGCUGGAGGGCAUAGACGGGUUUCCUGAAUCUGUCGUGAAGGUUCUCGCAUCAGGAUGUCUACAGAACAUGAUGCUCAAGUCACUGCAGAUGGACCCCGUUUUCUGGGAAAGCCAAGGGGGGCGACAGGGGCUGGAGCAGGUUCUCCAGACCCUGGAGCGGCGAGGACAGGUCCUGCUGGGACACAUCCGGAAGCAGAACAUGACUCUCUUCAGGGAUGAGGACACGUGAGCCCCGGCCACUGCCCAGGCAGGACUCUUGCCUUGCUGGCGGGGUGCUCACAACACAAGCGGAUGAGCACCUAUCCUCAUGACCACACUUUCUUGAGUUUACCCAUCUUGAAGACAAAUGGGAAAAGCCAGAAACCACAGGACACCAUGGAUGUCACAGGGUGUCACCUGCUUGGGAUGGUGGAGGUGGUUGUGGUUGUGGGUGUGGAGUUUUCAAUCUCCCCACAUUCCUUUCUGCCUUCUCAGCUCUGGCUAUUUACUUCCUUGCACCAAUAAAUACAUUCAAGAAUGUUC
Hipposideros armiger (great roundleaf bat) is the source of this 2579-nucleotide messenger RNA. It is a transcript of the gene GASK1A, whose product is annotated as golgi associated kinase 1A. NCBI's taxonomy places the organism in Eukaryota, Metazoa, Chordata, Mammalia, Chiroptera, Hipposideridae. Bases 640 to 2286 code for a protein of 548 amino acids. The record is from RefSeq and is a predicted model, not a curated record. The transcript has 6 exons. Gene Ontology annotation, cellular component: Golgi apparatus.